GCAACUAGUGAUUGGCGCACACAGAUGUGUGUAUAUUCCGGCGACUUCCGGUUAUGCCGUAUCUGAAGUAGCGGUUGGAUUGCAUACUCUCAGAAGAUAUGGCACCUGCACUGCUUACUUCACUGGACUUGAGCAAGGGACCCAGCUGUAAAGAGUCUGAAGAUCACUCUGGGAAACAGAAGCACUUUAUUUGGAUACUUGGAUUUCAUUCAUCUGCUUUGGAAAACAGUGAAUAAGGAAUAUGUCUACAGGAGUGUCCUCCUCGACAAUGGACAGAGAAGGGGGCCAUACAGGCUUUGCCUUCAAGAAUCCACUGACAGGUCUGCGCUGGAAACGACUGGAAGAGCCACUUGGAUUCCUUAAAUUGCUUGAAUGGCUGUUUGCUAUCUUUGCCUUUGGAUCUUGCGGCUCUUUCAUUGGAGAGACAGCAGUAGUUGUAAUGUGUACGAUUUCAGAAAAGACAGAGACAGAUCUCAUUUCUGUGCCUUUUUCUUAUCCUUUCAGGCUAUAUCGACAACGCUAUGAGAUGCCAGCCUGUGGUGAACCUGAAAGUCGUAUUUUGCACCUCUCAGGGGAUUUCUCUGCACCAGCUGAAUUCUUUGUUACUUUGGCAGUCUUUGCUUUCUUGUAUUCCAUGUUUGCAUUGGUAAUUUACUUGCUCUUUCAUGAGCGAUACACGCAAAUACGGAGAGUUCCAAUUGUGGAUUUCUGUGUGACAGGUGUCUUUGCCUUUUUGUGGCUGGUAGCUGCUUCAGCAUGGGGGAAAGGUCUCAUGGAUGUGAAAAUAGCUACUCACCCAUCUAGCAUUCUUUCAUCAAUGCCAGUGUGCCAGCUGGAGAAUGCAUCGUGUACUGCCGGCAUUACACCAUACUAUGGUCUUGCCAAUAUAUCUGUGCUCUUUGGAUUUCUGAAUUUCCUGAUCUGGGCAGCCAAUGCAUGGUUUGUGUUCAAGGAAACUCCAUGGAGCAAACAGGCAGCCAGUAAAGAAGAGUCUGCUGAGCGUGGGGAGGCUGUUGAUCUUCAGUGAACCCUUAUUACUUUCCAUCUAGAUCAAGAAGUCUUCCUCUGACUGUGAAUCUACUUGUUCAUUAGAGUGGACUUGUAAUUUCUUACUAUUGCUCAGCAUCAUGAUGCGGGUAAUAUGUCAUCUAGAACCAAAAACAACCAAAUCCACUCCAAUAAAAUAUUUUUUCCA
Molecule: messenger RNA, 1195 nt
Organism: Hyla sarda
Lineage: Eukaryota; Metazoa; Chordata; Amphibia; Anura; Hylidae
Gene: SYPL2
Product: synaptophysin like 2
Exons: 8
Coding region: 242-1027 (261 amino acids)
Cellular component (GO): synaptic vesicle; synaptic vesicle membrane
Source: RefSeq, a predicted model, not a curated record